GAAACAAUAAAUCUCCUCUGCUCUGAACUCCCAGAGGGAGUCUGUCGUGUUUCCUCCUGUUCUUUAUCAAGGUCCCCCAAAUGAGCAGGAAUGGGCAGUCUGUUCAUAGCCUCUCUGCACACCUUUUCCACUUACUAAUUAAGGCCCUGUCUCACAGCGAGAGAGUUUGGGGCCUGCUGUCUCUGCAAGGGAAUACCUGCAAGACGGAGAACAACUAUGAAGCUCUUUGGAACAGCUUUCUUCUCUCUGGCUGUGUUCAGCUUGUGGAGCACUACUGUACAGGAAUCUGUUGGUACUACUACAACAUCCACCCCGACGCAAGCACCUUCUGGAUCAUCAGUGACAACAAGCACAGCUUCAACAAGCGCAGUUUCUUUUUUCAGAAAUCCUUCUGUAUCAUCUUCUAUUGAGACUAAAGCAUCCCAAACAACAGCCACUGUUGUAAUGGUAUUAGCAACUACAAGCAACAACAGCUCUAUAACAGGGGCUACCCAUUCACUUCCACUGCAUCCUGAGAUGGCAGCAUCCAAGCUGACUCCAACAACCAUCGAUCCAAACACUACCGUAACUGGCAAUGUAACAGGGCAUCAAACACGCCCAGAAAACACACCUAAAAAUACAUCACAGACUGAGCCUGACAGUACAGGAAGUGUCUCUGGAAACAAAGAUCAUGUGCUGGAUACUCCCUCUUACACCAGUAUUGUUUUGCCUGUCAUCAUUGCUUUGCUAGUAAUAACCAUCUCAGUAGGCACUCUGGUGGCUUUGUACAGAAUCUGCUGGAAGACAACUCCAGAGAGACAAGAGAAUGAAACUGAACACACUUCAUUAGAUAAAGAGAAUGUGAAAUUAAUUUCUGUUAAGACAACUUCUCCAGAGUCUGGAGAACACUCUUCUCAGGGGAAGAAUAAAACUCGGCAGCAUGAUGAAUCCUCUUCAUAUUUGGACAACAAAUGUGUGUGAAGAAUUCUUAUUUCAUGGUUUCUUGCUGGAUUCACUCACCAAAGCAGAAUUUCCCCCUGGAACAGUGUGGACCAACAGACAAAUAGAAUAUGCACAUUUAACUGCUGUAUAACAUGUUACUCUGAAACUGCCUCCCUCUCUUGUCUAUGCCUGCUGUUUUCCACUGGAAAUCCUCUUUCCUUAUUUGUCUGUGGUUUAACUGGUGUAUAGUAUACUGUAUAUUUAUUGCUUUCCAACUAUGUAAAAACAGUGAAAUUUUCACACCUUACUAAUGCAAAAAGCAUUGAAUAUUUGAGCAAUGGUUUUGCACAUUAAAAAAAUUUCUCCUGUAAAGGGAAUAAGACAUUAACA
Heteronotia binoei (common prickly gecko) is the source of this 1311-nucleotide messenger RNA. RefSeq names its product endomucin (gene EMCN). The transcript has 12 exons. NCBI's taxonomy places the organism in Eukaryota, Metazoa, Chordata, Lepidosauria, Squamata, Gekkonidae. The record is from RefSeq and is a predicted model, not a curated record. The coding region runs from base 217 to 960 and encodes 247 amino acids.